Molecule: messenger RNA, 1463 nt
Organism: Fragaria vesca subsp. vesca
Lineage: Eukaryota; Viridiplantae; Streptophyta; Magnoliopsida; Rosales; Rosaceae
Exons: 4
Coding region: 1-1305 (434 amino acids)
Molecular function (GO): nucleic acid binding; zinc ion binding
Source: RefSeq, a predicted model, not a curated record
AUGACGAUCGCGACCAACAAUGACAACGGAACUCCAUUGUGGUGUGCAGACUGCGUUGGAGAGAUAUGCGACUUGCGCAAUUCCAGACCGAACUAUGAAGACGGAAGCAUCGAGAUCUGUGAUCCAAAUCGACUCCGACGCCGACCCAGACGACGAGUUCUUUUCGCAGGUCGCCGCCGCCGUCGAGGCCGAAGCUCUCGCCAACAAGCGCCGCCGUGUCGCCACCUCCGCGCCCUCCCCAUACGCCGUCUUGUCGGCACCAUCGCAGCCCCGCGCGCCGCGAUUCGGAAGGAGGUUUCUGACGGCGACGGCGGUCCCUCCCCAUACGCCGUCUUGUCGGCACCGUCGCCGCCCCCGCGCGCGGCGAUUCGGAAGGAGGUUUCUGACGGCGACGGCGGUCUCUACACCGCGGCGCUCAAAGGAAGCCAGAGCGCGUUCUCCGAGCCUCCGCGCGGCGGCGGAGGAUUCAGCAUAGGAAGAGUCGGCGGCGCCGUUGUAAACGACGGCGUUUCGGCCGGCGAUGCUUGCUUUAAGUGCGGGAAGUCGGGACACUGGGCUCGCGAUUGCGAUGCCCCGGGCGGAGGCGGCGGAGGAGGGCAUGGUGGUAAUUACGGCGGCGGAGGAGGUGGCGGAGGGUAUAAUGGUAAUUACGGCGGUGACGCUGCGUCCGGGAUUUCGUUUCCUGAGAAAGCCUGCCCCUGUGGAUCUGGAACCUGCGCGGUGCUCACUGCGAAUACUGAGAAGAAUCGUGGUCGGAAAUUCUACAAAUGCCCACUUAGACAGGAAAAUGGAGGUUGUGGUUUCUUUGAGUGGUGUGACAAUGCUUCUGGGGCUAAUGCCAUGGCUGGUGCUGGUAGUGGUGGCUUUAGUAGGACCCAGAACUAUGCAUCUGAUUCUACAUUUACACCUCUUGAAUGCCCCUGUGGCGGCGGGCAAUGCCGAAUCUUAACAGCUAAGACUGGCAACAAUAUCGGCAGCCAGUUCUAUCGCUGUCCUGGAAAUGAGGGAAGCUCUUGUGGUUUCUUCAAGUGGUGCAAUGAGAAUACUGUGGCAGCUGGUAGUGCUCAAGGUGCGCGAAUCCCCAAGGCGGUUUAUGGUUCGAGCGAGGCAAGCAGCCAAGGAAGCUAUGGUGUUAAGACUGGUUCUUCGUGUUAUAAGUGUGGAAAGGAAGGGCAUUGGGCAAGAGAUUGCUCUGGUCCUUCGAACAAUGCUCAGGUUGAAUUUGGAGGACGGUCUACAUCAACAGGCAGCUGCUAUAAGUGUGGAAAGACAGGGCACUGGGCCAGGGACUGCCCUUCUGGUUAAUAUGCAAUCUGCUGGUGAAGCAGAUUAUAUUUUGUUGACUUCAAUGCUUCUCUGUUAGAUAUUCUCUAGAGUAGUUGUUUCUUAUUCUGAUAUAAGAAACUAGUUGUUUUUGGUUUGUGAGUAUAGUACUGAAGAAGUUGUUGAGCAAGUAAACAUGA